Messenger RNA from Seminavis robusta, 843 nucleotides. The record is from the annotation of a GenBank genome assembly. NCBI's taxonomy places the organism in Eukaryota, Bacillariophyta, Bacillariophyceae, Naviculales, Naviculaceae.
AUGGAAUUUUUUGGAACCUUUGACACUCCUUUUUAUGUCACACUCGACGACGCUCAAAACAAUCAGGACAAUCCGAUCGGAUUUUGGAAGCUUGGUGAGCACUUGGACGUGGGCGUUUGGCUUUUUCGAAGAAGCUCAUUGGUCGAUUGGGGUUUACCGAUUUCGACGCGGUUCCCCGAACGGCCACGGGAGGAUCUGGAAGAUGGGCCGAUUUUGUGGGUUUCUUUGAAAACGACAUUUGUGGCAGCGAAUGAGACCACUGGUAUUGGCGUGUUUGAUGCUCCACUUUUUGCCGCCGAUCCUGCAGAGUUCGAGGACGUCACUACCGAGACGGUGGCUGGUUCUCUCUAUGGACAGUACUUUCCUGCAGGAGAUACCAGCAUCGGAAAUUGGGCCUUUCUCUUGGGAGAUGAUGUGGGUCAGGGCAAUGUUACCAACACUGUCACAUCGGAGGAUCCUUUUGUGAUCACUUGGGAACUGUGCCCUCUGGAAACGAAGAAUGAGAGGAUGAUUCCAGACUCCUUUUACCUGACGGAAGAAGAUGCCCUGGCAGCCGGUGCGGAUCCAUGUGCUGUUGACGUAGCGGGUGCCGUGCAGGGACAGUACUACGAACACGGCAACAAUGCAUGGGCUGGGGACUGGAGCUUUACCUGGUCGACAGGUGACAGUCUCAUUGGGUGCCUCGGAUGGGGUGAACUAUGGACUCCCAAUGUUGCCCUUGGAGGGACAGGAGUAUGGAGCGGCUUCAAGGGCACUAUCGACAAUGUGGUUGUGAGCGAGGACCCGUUUGUUAUUGAAUGCAAUAUCUGUCCAUUCGAAGCUGAACCUGACGAAUGUUGCUAG